AAAUCGCAAUUCCCAAUGCCGCUGGCGUUUUGUUUCCGAUUGCUCACGGCUGUUCAGGGGAAUAAAGGCCCGUCCAAUGUGACCGUGAUCGAGUGUGCGUCAACUUCAGAGGCGGCGGCGGUAAUAAUAAUAAUAAUAAUUGUUCCUGCGCCACUCGCUCGGGUCACUGUCACUCCGAGCCCGGGCCUGCGGCCUCCCGUCGCCGUGGCAACGCCCGCCCGCCCGCCCGCCGGCUCCAGUCAGAGGCCGGGGCCCGGCCGCUCUCGCGAGGGAGAGAUGUGUCAGCAAGAUGGCGGCUGUAGGUUGUGAGCGGCAUCGGUGAGGGGAGAGAGAGAGAGAGAGACACACACACAGACGCUACUCAACAGACACGUCGACACAAGUGUGCGAGCGCAGACCCAGCCCGUUGGGGCUGUCCGGCGAGUGCUGCCGCCGCCGUCGUUGCUGGCCUGAGAUGAGCCCAGAGAGCGAUCGGGCUGCGUGACCGACCCUCUGCCGAGCUACUUGCUGCCAGCGAGAGGGGAGGAUGAAUCUUCAUCAGGUCCUCACCGGCGCCGUCAAUCCCGGCGACAGCUGUUUCUCAGUGGGCAACGUCGGCGAACAACCAUUCACGGCCUAUGCCUCUGGAUGUGACAUUGUCAUUUUAGCCAGUGAUUUUGAAAGACUUCAAAUUAUCCCUGGGGCCAAACAUGGAAACAUUCAAGUUGGAUGUGUCGAUUGCUCCAUGCAGGAAGGAAAGAUUGCAGCAUCAUAUGGAAAUUUAGUUUGCAUUUUUGAGCCUAUUCCCCUUUUAAAUCGGGAAAGUAAGCAUUCUACGCUGAAUUAUCAAUGGCAAAAAAGUGGACAGUUUGUAUUGGAGUCAAAGGCGCAUAAUUUAGCAUGGGAUCCUCAAGGAAUCCGUCUUUUGACGGGCUCCAAUUCUUUACAGCUCUGGGCCAACGAAAAUCAAGAGAUGGAUAUAAAUGAAGAGGAAGCUACAGAUGGGACAGAUCCAAAUGAAGUUAACAAUUGGCAAUGCAUCUGGGAAUCUGAAACUGCAACACCCAUCCAUCUAUUAAAGGUGUCUCCAGAUGGUGAAUUUUUUGCCACUGCAGGAAAGGAUGAUUGUCUUGUGAAAGUGUGGUACAAUUCCAGCAGCUGGCAGUCAGCAGUGAUGACACCAAUCACCCCAAUGGACAAAGAGGAAGACGACAUUGAUUUUUCCUUUGUGUAUUUAGCCCAUCCUCGGGCUGUGACAGGAUUCUCUUGGCGGAAGACCAGCAAGUACUUGCCAAGGGGCUCCACAUGUCAUGUCUUGCUGACCUGCUGUAAGGACAAUGUUUGUCGGUUAUGGGCAGAGACAUUACUACCAAGUGAUAGUUUGCUUUCUGGUGAGGGCUACACCCAGUGGUCUGAAUCUGUUACUGCAAGCAGCAACCUCAAAAGGAAUAUUUCCAGUCGGGAAAAGUUGAAUAUUGGACCAUUUCGAAUAGGCAGGAGGAGGUCAUCUGGCCUUGUUGCACAUACUGGGUAUUUACCAAAUCAACUAGAUGCACAUGAACUCCAUAGGAAUGUGCCCCUACAUGCAAAUUCACUUUGUCAUUUUCAUAUAGCAGCCAGUAUUAAUCCAGCAACAGACAUUCCGCUCCUGCCUUCCAUCACUUCAUUAAGUUUAAGUGAAAAUGAAGAAACUAAUGGACCCUUUGUAGUCCAUUGGCUAAAUAAUAAGGAGCUGCAUUUCACCUUGUCAAUGGAAGUAUUUUUGCAGCAGUUGCGAAGAAGUUUGGAGCAGCCAUCUCCAGAGUCUGGAAAUGAGGAAUUUGGACAGAUGGAGAACCAAUCUGAUGAAGACAAAGAUGCUGGGGAAAAAACUUCUUCAGAUGUGAUGGUAGAUCAUAAGAUCGACAUGCUGUUAGCUGAAUGGAACAAAAAUGCAGACAUGCUCUUCAGUAUUCAUCCUAUGGAUGGCUCUUUAUUGGUGUGGCAUGUUGACUGGUUGGAUGAAUAUCAACCUGGGAUGUUUCGACAAGUGCAGAUUUCAUUUGCCUCUCGGAUUCCUGUUGCAUUUCCGACUGGUGAUGCAAACUCUCUCAGCAAGAGCAUAGUUAUGUAUGCCUGCACAAAAAAUGUAGAUAUGGCUAUUCAACAAGGGAAACAGAAGCCACAUGGUCUGACUCAUUCCUCAUCUGGCAUGUUAAUUUCUGCUGGCCAUAAUAAAUCAUCUGGGAAUCUAAAACUGAGUAUCUUCACACCUAAUGUGCUCAUGAUCUCAAAACAUGCAGACGGAUCCUUGAAUCAGUGGGCAGUCAGCUUUGCAGAAGAAUCUGUAUUUUCAACAGUCCUUGGUGUAUCUCAUAAGUCUCGUUACUGUGGCCAUCGCUUUCAUCUGAAUGACUUGGCUUGCCAUUCAGUUUUACCAUUACUUUUAACUACUUCAUACCACAAUGCGCUACGAACACCGGAUGGCAUGUGCCUUUACAAUGAUGGAUGGAGCUUUGACCCAUUACGAUGUAGCAGUUCGUGGUCAAGUAAUCAGAGGGAAAAUACCACAGCAGCUGCCUUCCAGGAUUCUAAUUCGAUAUAUAGUGAACUAAUUUUGUGGCGAGUUGAUCCUGUCGGGCCAUUGUCGUAUUCUGGAGGGGUAUCGGAGUUGGCAAGGAUCAAUUCUCUGCAUGUUUCAGCCUUUUCAAAUGUGGCUUGGCUGCCAACUCUAAUCCCAAGCUACUGUCUAGGUGCAUACUGCAACUCUCCUAGUGCAUGUUUUGUGGCAAGUGAUGGACGGAACUUACGAUUAUAUCAAGCUGUUAUUGAUGCUAAAAAGCUUUUGAGUGAGCUUUCUAAUCCAGAAAUCUCUAGGCUUGUUGGAGAGGUUUUCAGUAUUGUGAGUCAACAGUCCACAGCAAGACCAGGCUGCAUUAUUGAACUGGAUGCUAUCACUGAACUUUACGGGAAAGAAACACAAUUGCUUCAUGUCUUUAAAGAGGAUUUUAUAUUAGUUAAUCAAUCCAUGAAAAGGCAGAAAAAUGAAAGGAGCGGAACAAACAAAACAAGUCCACGGCAGGAAACAGAAAAGCCGCAAAAUGGAUUUUCCGAAAAAUUCUUUUUGGUAGUGAUUGAGCAUAAACAGAACAGCCAAUCGCUAUUGCAUAUGUGGCAUUUACACCUGAAAUCCGAUCCAAUCUCCAUUGAUCACUCCACUAAGAAUUCUUUGGUGCCUCCAGAGGAACAGAAUGGCACUUCCUCUGAAAAGAUAUAUUCACCUUUCUUCAAAAAAUAUCAGGCUUGUAAAGCAAAUUUACAAAGCGCCAGUCGACUUGCUCUCAUCUCAACAAGAGUUUAUAGCCGAGAGUUACCUCUGCCAGAAGGUGUUGAAAUUAUUCGAGCCACUCCCUCUGCAGGGCACCUGAGUUCCUCAUCAGUUCACCCAGCAUGUCUUGCUCCGUAUCUUCUGGCAACUUCCUGCACAGAUGGAAAAGUUAGAUUCUGGCGCUGUAGAGUGUCAGCUCUUCCGAUGUCUUCUGCAGCUGGAGAUGGUGUGGAGAAUGAUCUAGUUUAUUCUUGGGAAGAAUGGCCUCUGCUGAUUGAAGAAGGACUUCAGAACAGCAGUGCAGUUACCGUACCAGGAAGGCCUGUGGAUGUUUGCUGUUCAUACACAAACCGGCUGGCUGUGGCUUACAAAAAGUCUAUUCCAGUUCAUGAACAUUCCAGUAAGCACUUCACCAUGCAUGUGGGUAUAUUUGAAUGUGAAUCAACUGGAGCCUCUCAAUGGAUUCAUGAACAAACAAUACACUUGGAUGACUUUAGUCAAACAGGUCCAAUUUUGGACCCAAGAAUCAGCAUUGAUAGUAACCUAGUCCUUCAUAAUAAAUAUCGUUUACAUUUCAGCAAUGAUUAUCAAAUGACAUUUGAUGCAAAACCUUUGGUUCACUUAGACUGGGUCUCCAAGGAAGACGGAUCACACAUAUUAACUAUUGGAAUUGGAUCUAAACUUCUAAUGUAUGGGCAGGUAUCUGGAAUAAUACAAAAUCAAACAAAGAAAGAAGCACCAGCAGUUUUCUCUUUGUCUUUAUGGGAUAGUGCCAAAGAAGUAUCUCAAUCCAGAUGGAUUCUUCUCAGAAGUUUGGAUUUGGUUUCCUCAGUGGAUGGAUCAUUAUCGCUGCCAGUUUCUCUGUCUUGGGUGCGUGAUGGUAUCUUGGUUGUUGGUAUGGAUUGUGAAAUGCAUGUUUAUUCACAGUGGCAGCCUCCUGACAAAAGUGAUUCAAUGAUAACUGAAGCUGAAAGUGCCAGCAUUCCUUCAAUGGUUAGUCUAGGAAAGUGUGCUAGUACAAAUGGAUCCAACCAAUAUCUCUACAAAAAAAGCCUGGCAAAGUCAAUGACAGGGCUGGCUCAAAAAUUUGGUGGCAGAAAGGUUCCAUUUCAUUGGAAUAUUGAGAUGGAAGACUCUGGCCUUUUUGAAGCUUCUCAUGAUUUAUCUCCCACACUACCACAGUACCACCCGCUGCAGCUUUUGGAGUUAAUGGACUUGGGUAAAAUCAGGCGGGCCAAAGCCAUAUUGUCUCAUUUAGUUAAAUGUAUUGCAGGCGAAGUAAUCACUGUUAGUGAUACUGAAACCAGCCAUGAGCGACGACUCCGAUCUUUGACAAUUAGUGCAAGUGGCAGCACAGCCAGAGAUCCUCUAACUUCAAACAAAAGUGAAAAUCCUGAUUACACAGAAAUAGACUCCAUCCCUCCUCUUCCUCUCUGUGCACUUUUAGCUGCUGAUGAAGACAUUUCUCAUACGACCUUUGAAAAGAAAAUCAAUUGUGCAAAUUUUACAAAGAAAAAUGAAAGGCAUUCAACAGGAAACAACUAUGAUGAACUAUUUGCAAUGUCAAGUGUGGGUGCAGAUGAUCUAAAUAGUUUUGAUGUUGAUGAAGGCAAUAAGCAGAAGGUUAUUGACCUUUCCCAGUACAGUCUUACCUACUUUGGUCCUGAACAUGCACGAGUACUAUCUAGCCAUUUGCUUCAUUCCAGUCUGCCUGGUCUUACCAGUAUGGAACAGAUGUUUUUGAUGGCACUGGCAGAUACUGUGGCCACCAUCAGCACUGACAUUGGAGAAAGCAGAGAGAGAACCCAAGGUGGAGAAACACUUGAUGAAUGUGGCUUAAGAUUUCUUUUAGCAAUGCGGCUACAUACAUUCCUAUUAACAUCACUACCACCUGUUUAUCGAGCACAACUUCUUCGACAAGGUUUAUCUACAUGUCAUUUUGCCUGGGCCUUUCAUUCAGAAGCAGAGGAGGAGCUGCUGAACAUGAUCCCUGCAAUGCAAAGAGGAGAUCCCCACUGGUCAGAGCUCAGAUCAAUGGGAGUGGGGUGGUGGGUGCGCAGCACAGUCAUUCUUCGCAGGUGUAUAGAGAAGGUUGCCAAAGCUGCAUUUCAAAGAAACAAUGAUCCUUUGGAUGGAGCUAUAUUUUAUCUUGCAAUGAAGAAAAAGGCUGUACUCUGGGGCCUAUUCAGGUCCCUUCAUGAUAAAAAAAUGACAGAGUUUUUUGGAAAAAAUUUCAACGAUGAUAGAUGGAGAAAGGCUGCAUUGAAGAAUGCGUUUGCGUUAUUAGGGAAACAGAGAUUUGAACAAGCUGCAGCUUUCUUCCUUUUGGCUGGUUCCCUAAAGGAUGCAAUUGAGGUUUGUCUUGAAAGACUUCACGAUAUUCAGUUAGCACUUGUUAUAGCAAGAUUGUAUGAAUCAGAGUUUGAAGUGUCCUCCACUUACAAGUCUAUACUUAUAGAAAGGAUCCUAGGCUUUGAUAAGAAGAGCAAAGAUUUUAACCUUUCUUUAAGAAAUUCUGAUCCUGUAUUGAGAAGUAUGGCUUAUUGGAUUCUGGAAGAUUACACAAACUCUCUGAAUACACUAUUGGAGCAAGGGACGAGAGACGUCGAUGAUUCUGAUGGAGUAACAGUUCCUAAGCUCUCCGUCAUUUGCCAAAGUUUGACCAACCUACGGAUAUUCAAGGUGGUGUUUGCAUGUCCAAGCAACAUUGUCUCAUCUGAAGAAUUUUUAAGUCCUUCAGAAGAUGUUAUAGCAGCACAACUAAAAUUUGGAGCAUGUUUGAAAAUACUCACAUCGGAGCUGCGUACUCUCUCUACCGGUUACGAGGUAGAUGGUGGAAAACUCCGCUAUCAGUUGAACAAAUGGCUCGAGAGGGAAAUUAUGGCCCUACAGAAAACGUGCAAUUACAAUGUUGCGGAAGACAGAAAAGAUAAUUCUGAAGGUCUCUGGGAUGAAUUACCCAAUGAAGAGCAGAUGGAAAAUGGAGUCAUUGACCAACAAAGGACAUUACACCACCAAGAGUAUUUGCAAAGAAGGCGGCUGUGGCUUUUCCAAAACCAGCCGCUUCUAAGGAUGUUCCUUAGUUAUUGUAGUCUUCAUGGAUCACACGGUGGAGGUUUGGCAUCAGUCAGAAUGGAGUUGAUUCUUCUUUUGCAAGAAUCUCAGCAGAUCCAUGUAUUGCACACUAUUGCUGCUUCGCUGUCGGCAUGCCUCUACCAGUGUCUGUGUGAUGGCCACAGUAACGGUUCUUUGUAUGCAAACCAAUUCACUGGAAUGGUCUAUCAGAGUUUUCUGUUUACACGGCAACGAUUAAACAGAGCAGCGAGUUUAGAUUGCUCAGUGACUCCCAAUACAUCUCCUGACCAAUGGCCAGGAAUAAAGGAACUGAUUCAGCUCUUAAAUUCAGCUGGAGAUGAAGACAAGCCCAAAUUAACAGUUCUACUUUGUGAGGUGUUGACAGCAAUUUAUCUUAGCCUUUUUGUUCAUGGUUUGGGAACUCAUUCCAGUAAUGAGCUGUUCCGUAUCGUGACUCAUCCCCUUAACAGUAACAUGUGGGCUGCAAUUUUUGGUGGAGGUGCACAUGUACCUGCAACGGACCAAAUCCAGGCCACAGCUACGACAGUAGAAGCGUUAGAAGAGUUAUCUGAUCCAGAGCUGCAGAUUGAUCCCUACCAUUUCAGUAUGUCUGAGGCUGAAGUAGUUAAGGUUACUGGUGAGGUUGCUCCCACUGAUGAGAACCAUGUCAGCCAUUUUAUGAGCAUAACGCCAAGACCAAUGAUCAGAGAUUCUGAAACAGCCUCUCCCAACCAUGCUUCUCCUGAUGUAAACCAGAGGAUUCCUGUUUAUAAAGAGAAUUUUAUCCCACCAGAGCUUAGUAUCUGGGAUUACUUUAUUGCAAAGCCCUUCCUUGCCCCGUCACAGAGCAAAGAUGAAUAUGAUUCAGACGAAAGCCAAGAUAGUGACGAUGAAGAUGAUGCAUUUUCUUCAGAUGUACAGCUUCAAGAGCAUUCAAAUCCUAAUUCUUUCAGCUGGUCACUGAUGCGAUAUGCUAUGGUGCAGUUGGUGCUGCAUAAAUUAAAGAACUUUUACCCAAUGGCAGGCCUGCAUCUUUCAGAACUCCCGGUUUGUUCUCCUUCUUGUCAUGCAAUUUUAAAGACACUUCAGCACUGGGAACAGGUACUACUUCGACGACUUGAGUUAUUUGGUGGUCCACCUCCAGACUUCAUCUCAAUGCAUGCCAAUGAAGGCACAAUAUCUUCAGGUCCUGCCCUUCUCAUCCAUAAAGUGUUACUAGAACCGACAAAUACGCCAUUCAAGUCAAAACAUCAUACUGCACUUCCAGUUAAAAGACUUUGGCAGUAUCUUGUGAAACAGGAAGAGGUGCAAGAGACUUUCAUUAGAAAUAUUUUCACCAAAAAAAGAUGUCCAAAUGAGUCAGUAGACAACUCCAAUGAAAAAGUCAGAAAUUCUAUGACGGAGGAACCUAGCAUCAACAAGAUGGAAACAGAUGCUGGUUAUCCUGGUGGUAGAGCGAGGAUUGUUCACAAAGAAUCGGACAUCAUUACAGCAUUCGCAAUAAAUAAGGCUAAUAGGAAUUGCGUUGCCAUCGCCACCAGCCAUGAUAUCCAAGAGCUGGAUGUUUCUGCAAUCUUGGCGACCCAGAUUUAUGCUUGGAUUGAAGAUGAAUUUGAACAGGAUUCAAAAGGGUAUGAAAAAUCAGAUGAAUUCCUGGUGGUUCAUGCGAGAGAGGAUUUUGGUGAUUUGCAGUGCAGCACUCCAUAUACCCCCAGUGUUCCUGGCAUCCCUAUAAACAUGCCAUGGUUAGGCAGCACACAGACUGGAAGAGGAGCAUCUGUGAUGAUAAAGAGGAAUAUGAAUAAUGCCAGGAGAAUGGCUUCACAUCCAACACUACCUUACUAUCUGACUGGUGCUCAAGAUGGCAGUGUUCGGAUGUUUGAAUGGGGCCACUCGCAUCAACUAGCAUGCUUUCGACCUUCUGGUAAUUCUAGAAUAACAAGAAUCCGAUUUAAUCAUCAGGGUAACAAGUUUGGCAUUGUAGAUGGAGAUGGAUAUCUGAGCUUCUGGCAAACAAAUCCAAUUGCUUUAGGAGCCACUCCAAAACCUUAUUUGACUUGGCAGUGCCAUAACAAAACAGCAAAUGAUUUUGUUUUUGUUAGUUCCUCUACUUUAAUAGCUACGGCAGGGCAGUCUAGUGAUAACAGGAAUAUCUGCCUCUGGGAUACACUUGUGCCACAAAGUAAUAGUCUCAUUCACGCAUUCACAUGUCAUGAAAGUGGAGCUACUGUGUUGGCAUAUGCAUCAAAGCAGCAGCUUUUAUUAUCUGGUGGAAGAAAAGGUUUCAUCUGUAUACUUGAUCUACGCCAGCGACAAUUACGUCAGACGUUUCAGGCUCACGAUUCGCCUAUUAAAGCGAUUGCUGUGGAUCCAACAGAGGAAUACUUCAUUACAGGGUCUGCUGAGGGUAACAUGAAGAUUUGGAAUUUGUCCACUCUCAACCCGAUUCAUACAUUCUCAAAUGAGCAUGCUCGACAGUCGCUCUUCAGAAACAUAGGAACAGGGGUCAUGCAAAUAGAGACUGGUCCGGCAAAUCAUAUAUUCUCCUGUGGAGCUGAUGGGACAAUGAAAAUGAGGAUCCUGCCAGAUCGCUUUAGCACAGGAAGUGGAAAAUUGGAUAUCUGGCAAAAUGAUGUAAAAUUUAUACUAUAACAAUAUAAAUGAACAAUUUAUAUUAUUAUAGUGAUACUAUCAGCACAAUCCGUUGUAACUUAAAUCUACCAAAAUAGUUGUUUAUUAAGAGUGAAACAAACACUGGUGCCACACAUAGGAUAGGUGUUGGGCUAAAGUGUGGGAGGGGGGGGAGUGCUUAUUCAUUUUUAAUUAAUGCACUGAUGCCUUAAGAAGAUUGGACACUUAAGGACUUUGUUAAUAGUUGGAAGGAGGAAUUGAAUCUCUAUGUGUCAAAAUAUGAGAAUGAAGUGAUUUUCUUGUAAAACAUGGUAAAAUAUAUUUGCUGCUAUAAAGCUUUUUGUUGAAACUGGUUGCUGAUAUUUUUGAAGUGUCAAAAUGUACAGUGCUUUAAGAAGUCAAAGUAUAAGAUAUAAUAAUUAUCUUUUUUAUGCUUGUAUUAAAAGUUUAUAUAUGAUAUAAAGUUAUCAUUUGAAUUGUGACCAUUCCUUAUUUUUAGCUGUAGGAAGUCCCUGAAAUACAAGCUAUAAAUAGAUUUUGCUUAUCUUCAUAUGGGAGAAUGCAACUGGUGCUCCAUACUGGCAAGGGAGAGGGGGAAACAAAUCUUGUACAGCAUUGUACUGGAAAAUGAAAGGUACAUUUGUAAAAAAGAACAUUUGUGUUGUGCUGGAGCUAGAAAUUAUCUACUGAAAUUUAAAUAUUCCUUACAACACAACUAUUAUAUUUAAAUUAUUUUCUAUCUAUGUGCAAAGUACAUACACCGAGAGGGCAUCAAAUAAAGCUCUCCUUUCACUGCUGCUUUGCAUGAGCUCACCAAUGGAUAUGUUGCAGUUGAGCUAGGGUUGCUCGGCAUCUGAAAUUACCAAGAUUAGUAACUCGUGAUGUGGGGCAAUCAUGAGCACAACUGCAUCCUACUAUCUAGUUUUGCAAUGUGUUGAUCCGUCUGUAAAUGCUUUUAAAUGUUUCAGCCUACACCAUGUGAUUAAAACUCCAUGCAGUUGGGAAUGGUGAGAAAACUGCUAACCACUGCACCUAAACAGUAACAUUCUGAAGGUUUUAUCUGAAGAAGCAUGCUAAGGUGGGCAAGAUUUAUGAUGUCCAGAGCUCAAAGUUUAAAAAAAUUGUAUCUUUUUUAUAAUCAAAUGUUUAAAUGCAGUACUUAAUGGAAAAUAAGCCAAAACCAGAAUAAAGGCUGCAGCCUUCCUUUCUAUAAACCAGAAAAGUCAAAGUAAAAGUUGCGUAUUUAUUAUCUGAUUGUUAAUUAUCUUAUGAAAUGAAGAUUAAAUGCUGAUAACUUCAAGGAGUGACUAUUUCUUUAAGAUAAAUCUUAAGCCAAUAGUCAUCAGAUUUUUGUAUUUACCCUUGCAUAUACUACCAUUCACUAUGAUCAGCCUUGUUUUUUGAAUGCAAAAGGCACUUUUUUUUUUAGAUGUUUCUCAUCCCAUGCUAUGUAUCCAUUAGCAGAGAAAGCAGGGUGACAUGUUUUUUCUCGACUCGGAUCAUUCAUGCACCACUAAAACAUAGGUGUAGGGAAGCUGCCCAGUAUUAAUUGAACAUUCUCUCUUCACGUAAGUAUUCCCAGAUUGUACUGAUGGAGCUGAUUGGAAUCAGGUCUUCAGUACAACAUCUUCAGCAAAUUACUUAUUACUUUGGUUUUUAAAAGGUAAUUAGGACCAAGAAAGGCAACGUUAUAGUACUUUUUUCCCUAUUCGAUGUCUUUUAAGGAUAAAUAUAUUUCUAGGUCAACCUAAUUUGUUAGAAUUAGGGAAUUGCACAACUACUGUAUAAUCAAACAGCAACCAAAUUAUUACCAAGUCCAUAUAUCAAAUAUGCAGCAGUACAUAGAACCUUGCACAGUUGGAAAUUUCUCGUGUUCAGGAACACAGAAUUAAUUAAAAGACAUUGUAAAAAGUAACUAUUACUAUUUCAUGUCUAAUCAAUAGUGGGAAUAGCUAUCUGUAAGUAAAGAUUAUAACAUUCACCUUGGUGAAUGGCAAUAAUUUUUGUGGAGCCGGUAGCCUGGGUAUAGAUCAGAAAAUGUAUAGCUUGGAAAAUGUUUUUUGCAUAGGGUUCAUUUUUUUAAUGUUUAAUUGACAAAUGCAACAGUUGUAGUUAGUAUAAAUGUAAUCUUAGCUGAUCAGUUUAAUGAGAUUUAUUAAUUUCAUUGGUUACAUAAAUCUGUGUUUGUGGUUAGCAAAAAAAGUAUUCUGUUCAGACAUUUACAUUUUUAUCCAUAUUGAAUGGCUUAUUUAGAAACCUUGUUAUUUUUUUUUGUUAUAAACUCAGGAUAUAUCAUCUUUAGAAGUGUUUUAGUACAAUUAAAAUUGUAAAAGUGAAACAGUUUACCUGUCAGAUAACUUUAUUUACUAGAAAAUAGAAAAGAAACAGAUCUUGAUCAUUUUAAUUGUGCAAUGAGAAAUACUAAUUUUAUUAAAACAACAUUUAUGAAAACUUUGGAAAUCUGAAGAAACAAUUUGUUCUUUUGCAUUUAUAUGAAAUAUUAUGUAAUAAUUGAUUUGAAAGAAAGUACAGCACAAGUUAAUCAUCAGGUAAUUCCUGAAGUACAAGAAUCUCCGGGAUGAACACAUUUUACAAGUAAAAAUUAACCUUUUGCUUUGAAACAAAUCGAAAGAGAAGUCUGUAAUCCCAAGUAACAUUACUGGUGUCUGACUUCUUGCCUUGUCAGAAGCUGCUUUACUGAAUUCUCUUUAAAAAUGUCAAUCUUGUAUUUAAAAUUCAUAAUUGUUUCAAUAAAAUAGCAAUGAGAAUCAA
Messenger RNA from Leucoraja erinaceus (little skate), 11764 nucleotides. Its product is annotated as dmX-like protein 1. Gene Ontology annotation, molecular function: protein binding. Gene Ontology annotation, cellular component: RAVE complex. The transcript is spliced from 45 exons. The record is from RefSeq and is a predicted model, not a curated record. NCBI's taxonomy places the organism in Eukaryota, Metazoa, Chordata, Chondrichthyes, Rajiformes, Rajidae. The coding region runs from base 527 to 9013 and encodes 2828 amino acids. Gene Ontology annotation, biological process: vacuolar acidification.